Caenorhabditis remanei is the source of this 1137-nucleotide messenger RNA. RefSeq lists its product as uncharacterized. Lineage: Eukaryota; Metazoa; Nematoda; Chromadorea; Rhabditida; Rhabditidae. Gene Ontology annotation, cellular component: membrane. Bases 1 to 1137 code for a protein of 378 amino acids. The record is from RefSeq and is a predicted model, not a curated record. The transcript has 9 exons.
AUGGUUCAUAUCAAUUUGACUCGAUUGGCUCGUGAUUGUGAGCUUCAUAUGAGUGAACAAGAAGUUGAUAAGAUUGAAAGAAGACAUGCAAGACUUGAUAAAUCAACAGAUUCAAUUCUUCUCAUGACUCCAAUAUUCUCUAUUAUUUCAUUUGUUUUUUCUUUAACUCUUUUAGCUGCAAUUUUAUAUGCUCUACUCGGGAGGAAGAUUCCUUCAAGAAAGUAUAGCAUAAUUGUUUCACGUACUGUCGCUGACAUAUUCUCUUCUGUACUCAUCGCUGCGGCUUCUCUUUUUGCCAACUCAUAUUCUGCUUCCUACAUGGUUCUUGCCCUAUUUCUCUAUAUUUGUACAUUCGGAGUGAUUCAAUUAACUUCUUCUCAUAUUGCUGUUAUCAUUCUUCGACACAUAAGUGUGACUCGUCCCUAUGGAUUCCAGUCCAUAUGUAGUAUCCGUCGUCUAUCUCUCGUCGUUGGUUUCACAUGGUGUCUCUCUAUUAUGUAUGCUGCUUCCUAUGCACCAAUGACUACUGUAAUUGUAGAUGCAUCCAAAGAAGACAGAGUUUGCCCCUUUCAUAGUUGUCAACGUCCUCUUAUCAUCACUGCAAUCGCAAUUAUCGUUGUUUCAAUGUUUACAGUAAUCUGUUCUUACGGUAUCGUUAUUGCUAAAAUGGCACAAAUUGCUCAUAGUGAAAAAAUGCACAAUGAACCAGAAAUGACUCGAAAACGGAUGCAUAAAUUCUUCAAAUUCGGUGGUCAUCUGGCUCUUUACACUCUAAUUGUCUCAUUAAUAUUUGUUGGUUCUCUAUUUAUUCUCCAUAAUGCCGAAGAUUAUCAUCAAGUCAAUCGAAUGAUUGCAAUCAAUUGUGAUGUUUAUGAUUACCUAAACAUCAAGCUUCGACUUGAAACGAUUGCUGGAGGAGCUGUUCUCUUGUGGUGUGUUCGUAUCAUUUUUGACGUCGUCUUCUCAUUUCUUUCGGAAAUUCGACUUCUUCCGUGGAUCCGACUGGAUAAUCUUCAAGCUCUAGAUAGCAACAGGAUUGUGUCUGUACGUCAUGGAUUAGGUUGGCAGAAAGGAUGUGUCAACUGUCCUGUUUUCAACAUUGAAAAUCGUCUUCAUGCUUUAGAUUUCAAGAACUAA